GAUUCUCUGGCGACACCCUUGGCCUCCUAGCCACAACCACGAGCAGGUUUACAUUCCCUAAGGACAGGGAAGCAGCGGGUUCCAGGGUGCCACAGUCCUGGUGGGGGAAGCCAGGCUUGCUUGCCUUGGCCAGAAAGACGCUCAGCUCAACUGGUUCGUCCCAUCAGCCUGUCCUGGUGAACCUGAAUUGCAAGAGAUAUUUCCAGGUUUGCUGGAAUGGGGAACCUGCUCAAAGUCCUUACCAGGGAAAUCGAAAACUAUCCACAUUUUUUUCUGGAUUUUGAAAAUGCCCAGCCCACCGAAGGAGAGAGAGAAAUAUGGAACCAGAUCAGCGCCAUCCUCCAGGAUUCUGAGAGCAUCCUCGCAGACCUGCAGGCUUACAAGGGAGCGGGGCCAGAGAUCCGAGACGCAAUCCAAAACCCCAACGACAUCCAACUUCAAGAAAAAGCUUGGAAUGCAGUCUGCCCUCUGGUUGUAAGACUAAAGAGAUUUUAUGAGUUUUCCAUAAGACUAGAAAAAGCUCUUCAGAGUUUAUUAGAAUCACUGACCUGUCCACCCUAUACGCCAACUCAACACUUGGAGCGAGAGCAGGCCCUAGCAAAGGAGUUUGCAGAAAUUUUACAUUUUACUCUUCGAUUCGAUGAGCUGAAGAUGCGGAACCCCGCCAUUCAGAAUGACUUCAGCUACUACAGGAGGACAAUAAGUCGCAACAGGAUCAACAACAUGCAUCUAGACAUUGAGAAUGAGGUCAAUAACGAGAUGGCCAACCGAAUGUCCCUCUUCUAUGCAGAAGCCACGCCGAUGCUGAAAACCCUUAGCAAUGCCACAAUGCAUUUUGUCUCAGAAAACAAAACCCUGCCAAUCGAGAAUACCACAGACUGCCUCAGUACCAUGACAAGUGUCUGUAAAGUCAUGCUGGAAACGCCGGAAUACAGGAGUAGGUUUACAAGUGAGGAAACACUGAUGUUCUGCAUGAGGGUGAUGGUGGGGGUCAUCAUCCUCUACGACCACGUCCACCCCGUGGGAGCUUUCUGCAAGACAUCCAAGAUCGAUAUGAAAGGCUGCAUAAAGGUUUUGAAGGAACAGGCUCCAGACAGUGUGGAGGGUCUGCUGAACGCCCUCAGGUUCACAACGAAGCACUUGAAUGAUGAAUCAACUUCCAAACAGAUUCGUGCCAUGCUCCAGUAGAGUGCUGCUCAGAGAAGAGGAUCUAUGUACUGACCUCAGAAGAUGUAUAUGUUUACAUAAUUUAAUACAGAUUGAUGUUAAUACUUGUGUAUUUACAUAACCAUUUCCUUCUUGACACUGAGAUAUCUGGACCUUAAUUUGUAUCCUGACUGACUCAACCCAGCACCGCGUAAAUUGACUGGCGAGCCUUACUUCGAUGUUUGAAACAAAACUCCCUGCUCCAAAGGCAAAUUUUGGAGACUUUGACCUUUGCCUCUGGACUCCUUUAACCACACCUGUAACAAUCACACACCCCUCCCAGUCUGUGACAGUGUUUUCCGGCUAGGUGUGUGAGCUCUCUGGUCAACAUAGAAACACAAGUAUUCGGUUUUCUGUCUUGGCUCAGCUCUGAGAAACAUAGCUGGUAUUCCGAGAGAGGGCGAGGAAUCCAAGAAAAGAAAAAUGUGUGUGUGGAGACGCAGACCCACCUGCUUUGAAUUCAGCAUGCCCCUUUCUCUUGCCUCAGAUGGCAAAGCACACGUGCACGUUUUGGGUUGGCAUGUGUGGUAUUUUAUCAGUGUCUUUCUGUCUUGAUGUAUCCCCUUUUAGCAUUGAUUUUCAUUUUCCAAGAGGACAAUGAACCUGUAUUUUAAUCCGUUUGGGAUAAAGAAGUGGAAUGAGUAGAGGGGUUAGAGUGUCUGGGGGGUGAAGGUCUUGGAAUUGGGUGAGAAGGAAGGACCCCAAUUGCAGGCAUUGAUCUGUCCCUACCCUGCAUUUGAGGACAAGGAUGGAGAACACUGGCUUUGAAAUCAGGAAAUGUUUUUCCGACCUUCCAGUUCUCUGCUGAGUCCUGGAAGUACCCCCCCACCCCGCCCCAGCUCACACCCCCACAGACGCAAUUGUCCUUGCAUUGAUUCGUGUGUGUCAGCGUAAACCUGUGUUCCACAGGGCUUUCAUGGCUGAGCUUUGGGAAGUAGAUUGCCAGGACGGUCUGCAGAGGCACCUCUUGGUGGACGGGAACUUCUAGGCUUUCUGUCAGCAGUCGAGCAUCUGAACCAUCGAAGGAAUCCCACUCUGCUCACUCUAGUUCUGUUCCCUGUGGUCCGCUCAUGUAGACAUGGAGUGCUGGGGCACUUUAUUCACUUAGCAGAAGAUGGAGAAGAGGGGGAAUUCCAAAAUUAGAUUGGGGGGAUGUCUGGUAUUCAAAAGCCAGCUGCUCCCAAACCUCCCCAGCAGCCUGCUGCCAUGUGUGAAGCUCCGUCUGCCCUGUAUCUGGAUCCUAACCCUUGCCCUUCUAAUGAGUCACAGUGUGAUUUGGGAAAUUUGUUCCAGCUCUCUGUGUCUCAUCUUCUUCAUUAAAAGGGGGGAAAUUUGGGGGGGGAAUUAAAAUACUCUCCAAGAGCCUUUUUAAGGCUAAAAACCAACAAGACAAUUGACUCCACCUUCCUUCUUUGGUGAUCAGUCUCUAGUAAGCAGUUCUCCACUUUAUUGUGAUGAUUAAUAACAUUAAAACAACUGAGUCAUUAUUCUUCUGUAGAUCAGAGCAGGCAGGGUGGGGUCCUGGAAAACCUAUAGCCUUAGCUCCCAUGGAAAAAUGAGACACAGAGAAUCCAGUCCCACAGGGUCACCUCCUUGUCAGGCUAGAACCCAGCAUGCUUCCAUCUUGACUCCAUGUUCCUUCUUUCCCACCAGGUGAUCUGUGAAUACAUGAGGCAGGACAGGGAUGAGCCUUCUUAGAUAGUCUUCCUCUAAAUUAGUUGUCUGUUUCUCAUCAAAGGAAAAAUGGCCACUAUGCUAAAGAUAAUCAAGCCAAUGAAUAUCUUUAAUAAAGAUAAAGGUAAUGAAGUGAAUCCCAGAAAGGGGUGGGGCGUGUGUCUCCAUCCGACAGGGCAUCACAUCAUAGCCAUAUCCCAAGGAAGGAGUUGUCAGGUCCCUUUGCUUUCCAGACAGUCCCGACAAGCUGCCAUUCACUGGAGUCUUCCAAGAAAUGGGGAGAGAUUGUGGUGUUGCUGACGUGGCCGUGGAGGUUGUUCUUUUGAAAACAAAGAAGCGCAGUCCCGUGGCUGGAGAGCGCUUUGCUACCGAGUCUGUCUUCUACAAUGAAUCCGUCAAGGGUGUGGGUAGACCCACUUCCGUGGAGUUUGCCAAGCUGACCAAUGAGUAGCUGUUUAGGCAGCCCUCUCAUCGGACCAGACAGGUAUGAGACAGUCUUUGGGAUUCUCUCAAGGCAAGGGGUCCGAAGACUCCAAAAAGGGGCAGGGGCCAGAUAAUGGUGUGAAACCAGGUGAGCAAAUUCAGUAACUAUGCAGUUGACCGCAUGGCCUUCUCUUCAGCAGUGGCAAGUGACGCUUGGAUAAAACUCGCUACUACAGUUAUGGAGACAGGCAAGGUUUCUAGGUCUCAGGCCCGUUUUCCUCCUCUCUGGAUGAGGAGAGGAAGGCUCCGAGGGAGGGAAGGGGUUGCUAUUCCUCACAGAGCUUACAUGGCACAGGUCUGGCACUCCCAAGUCACGUGACAGCACCACCGCUGCCUCUCAACUUGGUCAAGAAAAGGGGGGGAAAGUUUGGGGUUAUCUGUCGGGGUUUUUUAAAAGAAAAAAAUAUAUAGCAGAGUAAAUAGUUGAGCACAUUUGUAAUUUUUCAUUAGAAUUUCUGUCAAAUGGGACCAAACACAUGGGUCGCCCAAUUUUGCCUGGAUACCUCGUCUCUUAGCCAAAAGGCACCAGCAUAUGGAUUCUGAAAAGCCCGCUGCGUGAAUCGUUGCCUGAUUAUGAGAACAGGUUAAGUGAAUGUCUGUGAUCACUGACAGGUGAUGGGCCUUAGGUCCGCACCACAGCUACGGUGGGAGACAAAUUCCUUGAUCUUACUGUCCCCCAGGCAUCAGAAGGCUUGGAACAUCACACUUACUUGGGCAGCAUGCACAUGGGCACAAGACCGGUGUGUGGUUUAGGGGAAAGUGCUAGAGACAGUGUCAAUAUCAGUGUUAAUGUAUCUCAUAUUUGAUGUCUCAUUGUUUUCGGGUAAACAGUGGUUUUCAUGGCUCAGAUAUUUAUUUGGGGGCAAGCAACAAGGUGAAAAUGACAUUGUUCAGAUGCACUGCUACUUUGAACUUAGGACUUCUUCCUCAGUAGGAACGCGAAAUAAAAACAAUUGAAAAUAAAUGUUUUUGUUUGAACUGACACAUUCUAAACGCACUUCCAGCGAGUCAGUGCCGACUCAGCAAGACGGUAACUGUUUAGGAGAGUCGAAAGCCCUGUUUUUCUCCCAAGGAUCGGCUGAUGGUUUCAAACUGCAGACCUUGAGGAUCAUAGCUCAAUGAGCAACCACUAGGGCUACAGCAUCUAUCAAUGUGGAGCAAACAUUAGGCAUUAUCUAUUAACUACUAGUUAAUAUCAUAUUCACCAAACUUUGUUUCCAGUCUUACCAUGAAAUCAGUUUAUUAACAGUAAGUAAGCCGAACACUUGAUGUAGCAUCAUAGUUAAGUAAAAACAAUUCCAUUUCCCUUCAAAAGAAAACUCAAACAUGCCCAUUUUGAAACCCCAGUAGUUUGAUACAUUUCUCUCAUUGAAUUUUGCAUCCUACACAGCAACUAUUUCUUAGAUGUUAAUGAUAAACAUGGAAAGUUUCCCUGAAGGAGCCCAAAACCUUGGAAUCAACUUCCUUGCUGCAACUAUAAAAACUGUUGCACACAUAACGCUAUUUGAAAAGGGUCCUAUGCUGUUUGCUGAAGCCAUUGUAAUUUUUUUUUUGCCUGCUUUGCCUCUUUUUGUACAGAAGUUUUGCGUGUGAAAUGAAAAUUAAAGUUUGGUACAUAUAUUUAAAAUGA
Echinops telfairi (small Madagascar hedgehog) is the source of this 4993-nucleotide messenger RNA. It is a transcript of the gene CYRIA, whose product is annotated as CYFIP related Rac1 interactor A. Gene Ontology annotation, molecular function: small GTPase binding. Gene Ontology annotation, biological process: regulation of actin filament polymerization. The record is from RefSeq and is a predicted model, not a curated record. The transcript has 12 exons. Lineage: Eukaryota; Metazoa; Chordata; Mammalia; Afrosoricida; Tenrecidae. Bases 217 to 1188 code for a protein of 323 amino acids.